This is a messenger RNA of Penicillium cinerascens, 1125 nucleotides long. RefSeq lists its product as uncharacterized. Bases 1 to 1125 code for a protein of 374 amino acids. Gene Ontology annotation, biological process: zinc ion import across plasma membrane. The record is from RefSeq and is a predicted model, not a curated record. Gene Ontology annotation, molecular function: high-affinity zinc transmembrane transporter activity. Lineage: Eukaryota; Fungi; Ascomycota; Eurotiomycetes; Eurotiales; Aspergillaceae. The transcript has a single exon. Gene Ontology annotation, cellular component: plasma membrane.
AUGUCAUCAAGCUCGUUCGAUCCAACCAAUGUCAACCUUAACACUGCGAGCCUUGCUGAUGUGAUAUGUUAUCUUUACGACCAGCCGGAUGAUUCUAAUGGCUACCUUGGUGCUCGCAUCUCUUCGGUUUUCGUUAUCCUGAUCACCUCUACUGUUGUGACCUUCUUCCCAGUCGUGGCGAGACGGGUCGACGCUUUGAAGAUUCCCAAUACUGCUUAUCUGAUUGCAAGAUAUUUUGGUAGCGGUGUAAUUCUGGCAACGGCAUUUGUGCACUUGCUGGAUCCGUCCUACUAUGAGAUAGGCCAGAAUACCUGUGUGGGCGUGACAGGAAAUUGGACCCAGUAUUCAUGGCCACCGGCCUUUGCCUUGACAUUCAUUGUGGUCACCUUUAUUCUGAACUUCGGUGCCAUCUUAUUUGUGGAAAAGAAAUAUGGCAUCCGUCGGAGUGAGAAACGCUCAAUGAUAGCCAGCCAAGGAUGUCAAAUUGCCAAUCUCCGGCAAGACGAAGAAGCCAACAGUGACAAAACCAAUGACACUACUCCAGCUUCCUAUUCGUCACAAGCGCCGAAAUCUGCCGAAGCUCCUCAAUUCGCUGCAGCAUCAUCUUGCGAUGAUAAAGCCAUUGAUAAUGAGCAGUCCGUCAGUGAACAGCUGGGGGCCUUCCUCAUUCUUGAGUUUGGGGUUCUCUUCCACUCAGUCAUUAUCGGUCUCACCCUCGGCGUCGUGGGUAGCGAAUUCAAGAUUCUCUAUGUUGUCAUCAUUUUCCAUCAGGCUUUUGAGGGUCUCGGUAUUGGUGCGAGAAUGUCCUCCAUUCCCUUCAAGCCCGGAAGCUACCUACCCUGGAUUCUUUGCUCAGCAUAUGGACUGACCACUCCAAUUUCUAUCGCCAUUGGGAUCGCGGUGCGGGAAUCCUUGAACCUCAACUCGUUUAAUGCGAACAUCGUGCAAGGGGUGCUGGAUGCCUCGUCUGCGGGGGUCCUAAUCUAUACUUCGCUUGUGGAGCUCAUUGCCCAUGACUUUAUCUUUAACCCGAAUCGAACAAACGAUAAUAAGGAACUGACGAUCAUAUUCGUGAGCUUUUUACUUGGCGCUGGAAUUAUGUCGCUCCUGGGGAAGUGGAUUUAG